Molecule: messenger RNA, 3391 nt
Organism: Jatropha curcas
Lineage: Eukaryota; Viridiplantae; Streptophyta; Magnoliopsida; Malpighiales; Euphorbiaceae
Product: EARLY FLOWERING protein
Biological process (GO): regulation of photoperiodism, flowering
Source: RefSeq, a predicted model, not a curated record
CAUCAGAAAAAUAGUAUGUUUUAGAUAGAGAGACUAAAUAAUAGAAUGGCAUUAAAUCUGGGGACGAAUUAGAAAAAAGCGUUGAUAUUUUAAUAAUAAGAUCAAAAUGAAGGGACAGGGGUACUACGUAGGGUCCAUCUGAAUUAGCGGGAUAUAACUUGAUGGAACUGAAAAGGGUGGAAUUGGAGAGGAUGAAUGUUAGAAUUGGGCAAGUUUUGAGUUCUAUCCGGUUGGGACCUACGAAGUCCGUAUCUUUUUUUUUUUUUUUGUUAAAAAGUUCCUUUUGGGGUUUUGUGUAGCUUUUUGGGUCAGAUCCUCUCCUGUGGAAUUCAUAGGCGAACCUCUUCCCUGGUCGAAUCUAUUUUUGACCACAUAUAUCUGCUUAUUCUAUCUUUGCUUUCUUUUAUCUUCUUUUGUUACAAUAUCUAUCUAUCUAUCCCCUUUGGCCUCAUAAUUCUCCUGUGUUGCUUUGGGUAAUGUCAUGUUUUCUUCCUGUUGGUACCUGAAAUUCAGUUUUGAGUUUGGUCCUUUUGGGGCGGGUUGAUUCUGGGUACUUGAAAAGUUGAGCUAAUUUCAUCUGGGUUGUUCACUUUUAGCUCAGGAUUUGAUUUUGUGAGGUGGAUUGCUUUUGGGUACUUUUUUUUUUUUUUUUUUUUGUCAAUAUUCUUUCAUGUGCACCAGUUCUUUGUUUACGGUUUUCAAUCACGAGGAGAUUUGCUUUUUUGAGGUGGGUUGAUCUUCACUAGCUCCACAAUUGAGCAUUCUGAGCAUUCUUCACCAAUUGGCUGCUCUUGCUAUCUGGGUCUUUUGGAAGGCAUUUCUUCCACGGCUGGUUUUUGGUUUUUCCCUAAGAGGAUGGACUUUGUUGUGAAUUUUUGGAAAGAAAUAAGUUCUUAUGAGUGAAUUCUUUUGGUCAAAAAAGAGAGGAGGAUGAGAGGGCCAAAAGAUGAGGAAAAAAUCAUGAGUCCUAUAUUUCCUAGGCUUCAUGUGAAUGAUACAGAGAAAGGAGGGCCCAAGGCACCUCCAAGGAACAAAAUGGCUCUGUAUGAACAACUCAGUAUCCCUUCUCAAAGGUUUAGUUCUGGAUCGUCAUCCAUGUUGCCUCUUCCACCAAACAAUGGAAACAAGUUGAUUCCUUCAAUGGCCUUAAGCCAGGGUGGUAGUUUUGAAAGAAGUACUUUCUGCAAUUCCCCUGCAUCUUCACUUUCCGAAGAGUCUUUUUCUCAUUCCUUUGGUGGAGUUAAGCUAAGCACUAAAAUGGCUAGCCCAGAAUGGAAAUCUAUGAAUUCCACAGAUGAUCGAAAUUUGAAAACCACACAGCCAUUAUCAUUUAUUGCUGAAAGCAAUUCGUUUCAAUCACACAAUUUUGCCAACUUCAAAAACGUCUCGUGCAAUAAAUUUGGUGAUGAAAAAGAUUUUGGAGUUCCUACCUCUUCCCAGUCAGGAGCUGUUUUGCUUUGUAGCAGUAAACACAAUAAAGAGCAAGAUAGUCAGCCUUGCUGGAAUUUGAGCUUCUCAAUGCAGUUCCAAAAUGGUUCUGAAAAGCGGAGGAAAGGAACUGGCACCGUAAAUCAAAAAGCAAGAGAGUCUAUGAGGAAGCAAGCUGAAGAGAACGCAAAAAUAUCUCAUGCUUUUCUGGAUCCUGUGGAGAGACCAGCUUCAGUCCCAUCAGUUCAAGAUAAAACGUCAGUAGAUGCAUCCUCGAGCCCAUCAGCUAAAGUUAAGAGAACUGAAUCAUUGAAGCGAGCACAUCCAUUGUCAAACCAGGAAAACAGUAGCAGUUCAGGGAAUGUUUUGAAAGGGUUACAUGGCACAAAUUCCUGGCUAAAUAAAAAUUUUAUAGAAAUGCAAGACAGAAAAAUAGUCCAUAAAGAUAAGGAUUUGGUGGAAUUUGCUUUGAGCAUGGGUAAGGAAAACGCUUCCAAAAUGAGACAUGAAUCAUGUUCUUGGUUUUCACUUGGAAAUUACAACAGAAGUCACAGUGACAUUGAGAAUGUCAUAAAAACUAACCAAGACAAAUAUGGGUCUUUGCAAGUGGGAAACGUUCAAAGACGAGAUGAUGUCUCAAAAACUUCCAUGAUGGACUCUGUAUCUGCUUUUGGUAUAACUUCUGACAAUGUUAUUAGAGUAAUAGGUGAGGGACAAUUUUGGGAGGCAAGAAGAGCUAUUGUCAAACAACAAAGAGAAUUCAAGAUACAAGUAUUUGAAUUACAUAGGCUGAUAAAGGUACAAAUGUUGAUUGCUGGAUCGCCUGAUUUAUUGCUUGAAGAUAAUAUUUAUUUGGCAAAAGCUUCAUUGGAGGUGUCUCCAGUCAAGAAGGUUGCUUCUGAGAAUGCUAGAGAACAACCACCUCUAAUUGAUAAACAAAAGGAUGUUUCUCAGAAGCCGUAUCCUAGUGCUGAAUUUGCUGAUGAAAAUGCUGUUGUGAAGCUUCCCCUUCCUCAUGUGAACAAUGAAACAAGUAAAGGACUUCUUACCCAACAAUCAAAUGACGGCUCUCAUUCAGAAGGUGUACUACUGUCUCCUAUUGCUGCCAAUACUAGACAAUCUCCAUGGUGUUUCCCACCCCAAGGAAAUCAGUGGUUAGUUCCAGUCAUGUCCCACUCUGAGGGUCUUGUUUACAAGCCCUACGCAGGGCCGUGCCCUCCAACUGCAGGAUUCAUAGCGCCAGUUUAUGGCAAAUGUGGCCCUAUGAAUUUACCUGCAGGGGGUGGGGACUUUCUGAAUGCAGCCUGUGGUGUUCAACAAGGGAUUGGAAUCCUUCCCAUGAUCCCUCCUUUGGGACAGACAUAUUUUCCACCGCAUGCCAUGCCGGUCAUGAGUCCUUCCAUCUCAGUCUCAGCAGUGGAGCUGGUGACACCAUUCAUUGCACCCCCGUCAAAGGAUAAUCAAUCUUCAGCUGGGGACAUUAAAUUUGCCUUCCCCCAUCAAAGUUCAUGUAAUAUGUUAAGUCAGAUGAGUCGUGUGAUCUUGUGUGGUGGGAAAUUUCAAGCAUCUAAGGAAAGUGAGGUACAGGAAAGUACGGCAAGUAGCCCCUUCAAGAGGCCAAAAGGAGAUGCACUUCCUUUUUUUCCUACAGAACCAACAACCCAGGUAUCAGAUCCAAAUGUUCAACUGAAUGAGCUGCGUACACACGUGAUUAAGGUUGUUCCUCACAACCCUAAAUCAGCAACUGAAUCAGCAGCUCGGAUUUUCCAGUCCAUACAAGAAGAAAGAAAACUGUAUGACUAGUUUUUUGGAAUUUUGUUUUCAGCGAGACAUACUGGUGGAAAUGAUAGUGAUCUUAGAAGCCUUAUGAAAUAUACUUUUGUAUAUGUAUUUCUGUUAUACAUAUUAAAAGCAUGUAAAUACAUUUUGUUUAAUGUCAAUUGGACCAUUCCCUUUUCAUGAA